Molecule: messenger RNA, 2129 nt
Organism: Corylus avellana
Lineage: Eukaryota; Viridiplantae; Streptophyta; Magnoliopsida; Fagales; Betulaceae
Source: RefSeq, a predicted model, not a curated record
AGACAGAGAGAGAGAGAGAGGUACCCAAUUCUCAUUGGGUUUUGUUUGUGUUUCGAGUUUUCAAGGACAGCGAUGGUAGAACAUGUUGUGAGGAUAACAAGUCGCUGGGUUAGGUUUACUUACUGAAAAUCUGUCUGACUUUGAAUCUGCGAGUCUUUGAGCUUUUGCUAAUCCUAACAAGAAAAAAAAGAUAUAAUAAUAAAAAAUUUAUUUCCGGGUCUUGCAUUUUUGAGGAGGUUGCAAAUUUUUUAACAGGGAAAAUAAUAAUUUCUGGGUGUCUUUACUUGGGGCUAUUAAAGUAACCACACCUCUUAUUUGAUGGUGAAGAGUGGAAUUUUAGAGGUAAAAGAUUCACAUUCAAGCUCGGAUAAGUAAAAGAAUUUUUUCGGGUGAGUGAGAAAAAGAUGGGAAUCGAUGACGAAAUGAUUCUUUGCGUCUUUCUUCUGAGAUUUUUCAUUCAAAAUUCGUUCUUUCUUUUAAUCUGAUAUGCGCGCCAGUCUCAAGCACAUCGAAGCUUCUCUGAUGGGUUGAAGCCCUUUGAGGGCUCAACUUGAAGGCUCCCGGGAUGCUGAAAAGCCAUUAGCUAAUUUUGCACCUUGAACAUAUACAUUUCAAGGCAUAUAGCUUAAAGCUCCCUCUUUCUCUCUCUCCUCUCUCCCUGGGUUCUGAGAUUUGUGGCUUAGCGCACAAAAGAAUGGAGAAAAGAAGAAGAUACAGAUACACCCUCUACGUUUGCAACAACAAACUCGUUACUCUUCUUUUGCUGUUGGUUUCAUUCUGCUUUCACUACACCACUGGGUACUGCCAAGAGAGAACCACAAAGCACAUCUCCUCCGAGCCUUCGCCGCCCAAAUACCAAAACGGACUCAGAAGAAUUCUUGUCAGCGUUACACUAGGAGCAGUAACCGGUUUGGUUGGUGCUUUCGUCUUCGCUCUCAUAGUCCGCAGCUUCGUCCGGUACCUCAACCGAACCCCACUUCUCAAAGGCCCCGUCAUAUUCUCUCCCAAAAUCGACCCCAAGACGCUCCAAGCUGCUCUCGCCAAUGAGAACCACUUGCUGGGGUCAAGCCCCAACGGUAAAUACUACCGGACCGUGCUCGACAACGGGCUUAUAAUCGCCGUCAAGAGGCUCGAACCGUUUGAGGGCGGUUCACCGGAGAGGUCGGUGAAGAGAAAGAUACAGCAGGAGCUGGAAAUGCUUGCCGGUUUGAGACACAGAAAUUUGAUGAGCCUAAGGGCUUAUGUUCGCGGGGCUGGCGGUGGAUUCUCUUUGGUCUAUGAUUAUGUCCCGGGCGGGAGUCUUGAGGAUGCUAUGCAUAGAGUUAGAGAUAAUCAGUUGCAGCUUGGAUGGGAGGUGCGCCUUAGGAUUGCGGUUGGGGUUGUGAAGGGGCUUCAGUAUCUUCAUUUUGAGUGUGAUCCUCAGGUUCUUCACUAUAACUUGAAAUCUACCAAUGUGAUGUUGGACGCCGAGUUUCAACCCAGGUUGGGAGAUUGUGGGUUGGCUAAGCUCAUACCCCACUUGGAUAGAGCAACAUCUGGCUACAAUGCCCCAGAGUCUGUCCGAGAUUGCAGGUAUACUGAUAAGAGCGAUGUUUUCAGUUUUGGGAUGAUAUUGGGUGUUCUGUUAACUGGUAGAGACCCUACUGAUCCAUUAUUUAGAGAACCGGUUGGCAGGGGGAGUUUGGGACAGUGGCUCCGGCAUUUGCAGCAAGCAGGGGAGGCACGAGAAGCACUAGACAGGAGUAUUCUUGGGGAAGAAGGGGAGGAGGAUGAGAUGCUGAUGGCAGUGAGAAUAGCUGUUGUUUGCCUAUCUGAUUGUCCUGCAGACAGGCCUUCCAGUGAUGAGCUUGUUCACAUGCUAACCCAACUGCACAGUUUUUGAAGGAAAUUAUGCCUACGGAGCAUGAAAAGUCUGAGAAAAGGCAUGUGGUGGGGAUGCUGACUGACUGCUAAGGGUACUCAGAGAGGUCAUGCACCUGGGGCCAAAAAGUGUUGCAUGCUCCUAAAGAUUUUAUUUAAAAAAGCGUGGGGAGCAAAAUCAACUGUUAGUUAUCCCCUUACAGCUGUCAAUGUGAUUGCUCACCUCUCCACAAAUGCCACGCAUAGGCCUCGCACUCGUAAUUUUCUGG